Molecule: messenger RNA, 667 nt
Organism: Aspergillus heteromorphus CBS 117.55
Lineage: Eukaryota; Fungi; Ascomycota; Eurotiomycetes; Eurotiales; Aspergillaceae
Product: HIT family protein
Exons: 6
Coding region: 182-592 (136 amino acids)
Biological process (GO): nucleotide metabolic process
Molecular function (GO): catalytic activity
Source: RefSeq, a predicted model, not a curated record
UUUCUUUCCCUUUCUUUUCCUUCCCCUCGCCAGUAGUAACAAUUGUCCGUCGCGUUCCGCCUCAACCCCGCAUUCGGUCAUGGCUGUCGCCCUUCUUCUGCCUUGAGCAUCACAUAUCUUCCUUCGUACUUUCGAUCCCCCAGCUUUCGUAUCCAUCACACGCAACCCCAACUUCUACAAAAUGUCGUCGUCCGCUGCUUGCAUCUUCUGCAAAAUCAUCAAGGGUGAUAUCCCUUCCUUCAAGCUCUUCGAGAGCGACAAGGUCUUCGCCUUCCUUGAUAUCCAGCCUCUGAGCCGUGGACAUGCGCUCGUGAUCCCCAAAUUCCACGGUGCAAAGCUCACCGACAUCCCCGACGAAGAUCUGCACGAAAUCCUGCCCGUCGCGAAGAAAAUCGCCAAGAUCAGCGGCGCCGAGGACUUCAACAUCCUGCAGAACAACGGCCGCAUAGCGCACCAGGUUGUCGAUCAUGUUCACUUCCACAUGAUCCCCAAGCCUAACAAGGCCGAAGGUCUCGGUAUCGAGUGGCCGGCCCAGGAUACCGAUAUGGAUAAGCUGAAGGCUUUGUACGAGGAUCUUAAGUCGAAGAUGUAAUUGUAGGUAGUACGGAUUAAUGUCUAUAGUACCAUGACUUUGUGUACUCCGAAUUGAAAUUUGUGUGUAUGUGUG